This is a messenger RNA of Microstroma glucosiphilum, 2850 nucleotides long. RefSeq lists its product as hypothetical. Lineage: Eukaryota; Fungi; Basidiomycota; Exobasidiomycetes; Microstromatales; Microstromataceae. Gene Ontology annotation, molecular function: protein binding. The coding region runs from base 66 to 2702 and encodes 878 amino acids. Gene Ontology annotation, cellular component: peroxisomal membrane; cytosol. The record is from RefSeq and is a predicted model, not a curated record. The transcript is spliced from 2 exons. Gene Ontology annotation, biological process: protein import into peroxisome matrix, docking.
CGCUAUCACCCCACCACACUCUGCCGCAUCACACUACCACCAGUGAACAUCCCAUCGUCCGCCUAAUGUCGUUCUCUGACCUGGUGGGAGGCACCGCUUGUGGGCCUUCCAAUCCACUGCAGAACCUUGGCAAGCGCUUUGGGCAGGAUCGCAGUACGCAAUUUGAUCGGUAUGGCAGUGGCAGCGCAGCCGGUCCUUCCUCUUCCUCGGCCUUUCGAUCUUCUCAGCAUGCCCAUAAUGGUGGUCCGGCUGCCCAACAGGAGGGAUUCCAGCCCAUGUCUGGUCCUCAGGGCCAACCCCUGGAUCUCGCUCCGCUACAAGGCGCUCUGCCCUCGAUGAACGGGCAUCUCAUGAGCCCUCCAGGAGCCCACACCUCUGUCCGCCACUCAGAUUUCGAGGCAAGCUUCCAGGCUCCACAACAUCCCCAGCAGCGCUUUGCUGGGCCCGCUGCUAUCAACAAUGGUUGGUCCAACGACUUUCUGACUGCCCCCUCCACGGCUCCUCAGUCGCAUGCUCAGGCAAUAUCGUCGAGCAGACUGGACAAUUCACGACAGGCUUUGACUCCCAACUACACUACUCGGCCCAACCAGGGCUACCAGCCCCGCUUCGGCCCCGCUCAGGCCAUGUAUCGCCCAUCCCCAAUGGAGGGCAUUCAGCAGGGGCACGUCCAGCAGGCAGAAGUCCGUACAUUGCCAGCGACCGUGACAGAUGACAAAGUCUGGAGCGAAGCCUUCACAGCUUACGACUCCGAGGGACAAGUGGUGCAGCCUCAACCUCAGCAGCUGCCUCCAGAGGCACAGCAGAUCCGUCCCGAGACGACUCCUUUUGAGGCUGAUGAGCUGGCCAAGACGGCUGGCAAGCUAGUAUCUUCCGUGGAGCACGACAAGACGGACAAGUUUCAGAACAGCGCUUUCCUCACUCUGAUGAAGAAAUUGAGGGAUCGCGAAGCGGGGAUCCAGGGCACAGACAUUGUCGAUAAUGUCCAAGGAUCGCGGGCGGGAGUAGGAGCGGAUGUCAAGGGCAAAGGAAAGGCAGUAGAGAGUACGAGCUCCAUCAAUGACCAGUCCCUACGAGAAAAGGCUGCAGCCUACCUGCGCUCGAGGGGCGCAACCAAUGGGGAUCUACAGAUGCCAGCUGGCAUGCAGGAGUCUUACGGCCAGGAUCGAAGCUGGCUCAACGACAUGUGGGCAGAGGAGGAUGCUCGCAGUGAGGCCAUCGAAGAAAAGGCUCGUCAGCAAGCGGCCCGUAAUGCCUUUGUUGGCGAUGGAGGCGAUACGGCCGCCAGGAUGAGGGAGGAUGAUGCUGAAGCGCGCGAAUUUGCAAAGUACCAAAAUCUCAAUGCUGGCGUCUUCGGCGCUCAGUCCCGACUGAAGCCAGGAUGGGAAGAGGACAUCGACGAAGCCAGCAGGGAAGACUUUGUCGGUCGGAGGUGGGAGGGCACGAAAGGACGAGGAGUACGUGGAGCUCAAGCCGCCGAGUGGGACAAGCUGCAAGCAGAUUGGGAUGCCUUCGAGGCUGGGCCCAGCGGACUAAGAUCGUCGUUGUCCUCGGCUUUCACGACUGCCAAUGUACCGCGGUAUCAAUUUCAGCAAGACAACCCUUACCUGCAGACGACUCGGACUCACGCGAUGCACUCUGUGGAUGUAUCUGCCGACAUCCGCUCCAUCCUCGAGAGCGAAGCAGCCGUACAGCAAGACCCUACGGACUCGGAAGCCUGGUACAACUUAGGCGUCAAGCAGCAGGAGAAUGAGCGUGAGACUUCGGCCAUUGCCGCUCUGCAUCGUGCUCUCCAGAUCAACCCACUCAUGAAGGAAGCCUGGCUAGCCCUUGCCGUCAGCUACACAAACGAGAAUGACAAGGCUGCCCUGUACGAGAGUAUCGAAAAGUGGAUUCUGGCAAGCCAGCAGUACAGCGAUGUCGUAUCUGCCCAUCGAGCCAGUCUGCGUGAGCAAUCACCACAGAAUGGUCGUGCUCGAUCUGCCACAAUCGAUAGUGGCUCCAGCACCAGUAGUAACUUCAAUCGCUUCGGUGAGCAGCACGAGCGAAUUGUUUCUACCCUCUUGGCUAUGGCUCGUCACGGCUCCGGCACUUCUCAAAUCGAUGCAGACGUUCAAGUCGCUCUAGGCGUCCUUUUUAAUGCCACGGACGAUUUUGCUAAAGCAGUAGACUGCUUCGGUGCUGCCAUUUCUUCCCGUCCGGAUGAUUGGCUACUCUACAAUCGUCUCGGUGCAGUACUAAGCAAUAGUGGUCGAUCCGAAGAAGCACUCCAUUACUAUCGAUAUGCCCUUGAGCUCAAACCAGAUUUCGCACGUUGCCAUUUCAAUUUGGCCAUUAGUUGUUUAAACUUGAAGAUGCAUGAAGAAGCAGCUUCCCAUUGCUUUACUGCACUCACCUUGCAACAGGUCGAUCAAAGACAACAGCAGCGCUACCUUGGUAAUAGCGGUGGCGGUGGCGUCGAACCCAAGGAUGGCAACGGUGCCGGUACCAGCGGCACGAGUGGGGAGAACAGCCACAGUCUCUGGGAGACGCUACGCAUAAGUCUUGACCUUGGAGGUCGACACGAGCUUGCUGAACGCACAAGAAGCAGGAAUCUAGACUUGUUCGACCCGGCAGACUUUGCUGGACCUGAUGGGGGUGCUGCUGGUGGAGGAGGUAUGGGCAUGGAGGAGGACGAGUAUGCAGAUGGGGACGUGCCUUGGUGAGAAGCUCUCUCUCGCGGUAGGGGUUUGUGCGGAGGAGCUGCUUCUGCGCUUUUGUAUGUCGAAGACAUGUACGAUGCCAAUCCAUGCCCUGCCCUCCAAAGCAAACAGAGACCAGAAAGAGUCAAUAGUCUCUUUGAACACAUGCAAA